AUGUCCAACUUCGAGGCUCUCUUUGGCGGUGAUGCCACUCUCUUUGGCGAUCAAAAUGAUGCCAAUGCGUUUGUCGCCGCCUUCGCCCCCGACGAUGUUCUCCCCGCUGUUGGCUCCGUCCCUCUCGCUAGCCCCGUCCCUGCCAACCACCCCGUCCCUGCCGCCGACGACGGCAUUCUCGCCGACGCCCUUCUCGCUGCUGGCCUCGAGGACCCCGACCUCGUCUUUCCCGCCAGGCCCACCCCUCUCGCUGCCUCUCCCGUCCCUGCCGCCGACGACGGCAUUCUCGCCGGCAACUUUUUCGCUGCUGGCCCCGAGGAGGACCCCGCCCUCGUCUUUCCCGCCAACCCCGCCCCUCUCGCUGCCUCUCCCAUCCCUGCCGCCGUCCCUGCCGCUGCUGCCUUCGCCUCCGUCCCCGUCGCUGCAGUCGACAACAGUUCAUUCCCCGCCGACGGCAGCUUUUAUCCCGCCGACGUUGCCAAUCCCGCCAUGUCUGACAACGAAUUCAAUGUCGACAUGGGUAAUUUCAACGACGACGUUGGUGGGAACAACGGCGAUAACUUUUUUGAGUUUGGGAUGGAAGAGGCGGUGGACGGCAACAACAACAACGACAACAACAACGAUGGCUGGGCCUUUCUCUACGAUAGCCACGGCUCCGUCAACGUCCAGAUGCCCAACAACGAUCUGGACGAUCUGCUCAACGACGCCCUGGCUGCUGACACCCCCGCCCCCGGCUCCAACCAAGCGGACAAUCUGGAUCCGCGCCUUCAGGCCGGGGAGGGAUAUGCUCAGGGUGGUAUGGAGGCCCCGCAGCCGGUUGUGCCUGCUGUGCCUUCGCCGGUGAUGCCGCAGCCGGAGCCGGUUGCAGCCCCUGUGCAGCAGGGAGUACCGCAUCCACAGGCGGUACAGCCCCAGAUGCCGCCGCCUCCCUUCCCGCCCCCGUCCCAGUUCCCUGCCCCGCUCCCGACCCCGACCCCGACCCUGCUGCAGCAACAGCAGCAGCACCAGCAACAGCAGUACCAGCAACAGCAGUACCAGCAACAGCAGUACCAGCAACAGCAGGUGCAGCAGCAGCACUACCAGCAGCAACAGCAACAACAAGGGCAGCAAGAGCAACAGCAGCAGCAACACCAGGAGCACCAGCCCUGGAAGUUUGCCCAGAGGGUCGGCCCCAAGACCUUCCCCCUCAAACUCCGGGCCGAACCCAACUUCAAUGCCUCGCUGGUAGAGCAGCUGAGGCAGCAUAACCCGGAGGCCUUUGCCAACGUCCCUCUCCGCCAGGGCCAGGCCGGGCAGCCCUCACAACCUCUCCCCGGCCCCCAGGCCCCCGCUGCUCCCGCUGCUGCUGCUGCUGCUGCUGCUGCUCCUGACGCCGACGCUCCACCUGCCAAGCGCGGCCGCGGCCGUCCCAAGGGUUCCAAGAACAAAAACCCCAGGCCCAAGGAGCCCCUCCACAGGGUGCGCGGCGGUGCUGGCUCUCGGGUAGCCAAAGCCAGGCCCAGAUCAGCUGCGGACGGGGAGCAGAUACUGGCUGCGGCGGCGGCGGCGGCGGCGGCGAACGAGGAGGAGCAGCGGCCGGUGGAAGGCAUGGAGGGGGUCCAGCACCAGCAUCAGCCCCUCCGCCUAACGCACAAGGAGAGGUUUGCUCUGGGGUUGAGGCAGAAAGCCGAGGGGGAAGCGGAGAUGAUUAUGUCGCAGCGUGCUGGGCCCCGGCCAAGGCCAGAGGAGCUGAUGACGAAGGAGGAGUGGAUGGUAUGGAGUCGGGAGCAGGAGGAAGAGAAGAAAUGGUUGAUGCAGGAAAUCUUGGACACGUGGUUCCAAAGGAAUCGGAGGGAAUAUUUGGAGAAUCUGGAGGACGAUGGGUUGUGGUUGUUGUCUCCGCAGACGUUGUUGACUACGCCCAGGGCUGACCAGUAUAGGCUGCCGCUUCGGGAUGAUGACCCGGAUGAAGACAUGGAUGUGGAUGUUCCGCCGGGAGGUGCUGGUCAUGUGCAGGGGCAGCCGGGAGGUAAUGCUCAGCCAGGAGGGCAUCAUGGGCAUGUUGACAUUGAGGCAACUAUCCAGGAGAUAGAGGAGCAUGGUCAACUUAGACCCGCUCAGAUACAGAUUCUGGCACGAGCUUUGAAUAGGGGUAGGUAA
This is a messenger RNA of Neurospora hispaniola, 2139 nucleotides long. RefSeq lists its product as uncharacterized. Lineage: Eukaryota; Fungi; Ascomycota; Sordariomycetes; Sordariales; Sordariaceae. The transcript has 2 exons. Bases 1 to 2139 code for a protein of 712 amino acids. Gene Ontology annotation, cellular component: TRAMP complex. Gene Ontology annotation, molecular function: RNA binding. The record is from RefSeq and is a predicted model, not a curated record. Gene Ontology annotation, biological process: nuclear polyadenylation-dependent CUT catabolic process; nuclear polyadenylation-dependent snRNA catabolic process; nuclear polyadenylation-dependent snoRNA catabolic process.